AUGGCUUCCCUGGGCGAUCAACAACAUGGCCCAAUUUAUCUCGCGGAUGUAACUUGUGCAGAAAAGAGAAAACGCGAUGAACUAGACACCGAAGACAGAGAAGCCAAGUUUCCAAAAAUUGCCGACAAAGCAGGAGACAUUGGCGAAGUCUGUAAGCAGAUGGAUUCAGAUUAUGAACCAGCAGAAUCUGACCAGAUUGAAGAACUGGAGCGCACGAUUGAAUCAGUGGAGAGACCCCCCCAAUUGAGCCUCGAGGAGAGAGUACAGAAGAAAAGCACUGGACAGAAACCAAAGUCCGGAUGGCCCCUCAAUGCGGAAUCGGGACCAUACAUUUCAGCAAUGGACUUGCGUAGUUCUCCUGUUCUUUCUAAAUUCGGAAAGCAGAAUCCCCCGCAGGAAAGAAUAUGUCCGGAGCCGCUGUUAAACGAGCGACGUCCAAUAGAGCCACAGGACCACCCCGAGGAGGACAAACCAUUUUUCGGAAGCUCUUUUCAUCAUAUGCGGUCGAUAUCAGACGCUGAUGAUAUGGACACCUCAAAAAAAUCUGUUGCUGGUACUACAGCGGAUUCGCAAAUCCAAAUGACGCGUAGGAGGCAGCGCAAGAUCGCAUGGGACGAGAGAAAAAAGUUUCUGAAGCAAGCCAAAGUCCUGAAACGAAUUACUAAGGACUUGGAAACAGUAUCGGAGACAACUAUUUCAAAGGUAGCGGAUACUUCGAGCCAGCUGAUAGAACCUUUAUCAGUAAAGGCGGGCAACACAGCCGAAAAUCAGAUUCUGUGUUCCGAUGGCGAACUCAGACCUCGUGGCGACGAAGACGAGGAGGUGCUCGUUUUCGUGGGUUGGGAACAAGCUGCGCAGAGCAAACUCGGUAAUAACGGCCUCUUCAAUCCGGUUCAGCUUUACAGCAAGUUCUUACAAUUGGAAAUCGACGAUAAUAGGUUUGGAAAUAGAAAUAUGAGAAGCGACGAGGCCGCGAUGCUUGUCUACGUCAUAAUGGGAAUCGGAAGUCCAUGCGCGAUUGCCCAAUUUGGAAAAAUUUCAACGGCUAUGAGAGAGGAGUUGGAAGUGGCUAUGGAAUUUCUUCCAGGACACCAAAGCUACGGCAGAGCUGCGCUGAGGCUGACUCUUGGGCCGGAUGAAGGUCCAUUUAGACCAUUUGCGGAAUCAGUUCUUGCGCUCGAGUUUUAUCGGUUCCUGCAAAACGAGAGGACAUCACAUGGCAAGAUGCUCCCACUCACAGCCAGGGGCUUCGAUUUCACGAAGAUUCAGGAGCUAGAAAUAAACUUGCCGGCAAGGCGUGGCCGAGGUGCCAAUUUGCAAGCACUGCAACGGAUCGGAUAUCGUCUCUCGAAGCUGGCUUCAAUUUACGGCGAUGGCAUCUUGGCAUUGAUACCAUCUUCAGGCUGUUUCGGGGAUUGCCUCAAUGUACUCGCAAAUAUGGAUGAGGCUGCGUUCAAGAUGUUCCAACAACAUAUGGACAAGAAUCGUGACCAAUUCCUCUUGAAAGUAAGCACGCCUCUGGAGCCCUAUGUGCAAGAGGGAAUGUGGGAUACGCUUACCCUUCCGAAGCUGAGGCUGGAGGUCGAGGAGGGAUUUGAUGAGUUGGCUGUGAGAGACAGAUCUGAUCAGUUGGCAUUGAUGUGCUUGCCAUCAUGGGUAUGCAUACAACUUGAUCACGGGCGCGUCUUCAGUCGCAGGAAUACUCUUCAGCCUGCACACUGCACAACAGAAACAGGUCAUGUAUAA
Molecule: messenger RNA, 1746 nt
Organism: Pseudogymnoascus verrucosus
Lineage: Eukaryota; Fungi; Ascomycota; Leotiomycetes; Thelebolales; Thelebolaceae
Exons: 1
Coding region: 1-1746 (581 amino acids)
Source: RefSeq, a predicted model, not a curated record